UUCAUUCUUAAUUAUAUGUACAUUCUGCUGUUUGACUUGUCAUCUACGUGGUUUCAGUACUUUGGUGGAACAAUCUUUGGUCGGACUUCCGGUGGACCGUUCUAUAUUACUAGUUAUGAUUAUGAUGCUCCAAUUGAUGAAUAUGGCUUACUGAGUGAGCCUAAAUGGGGACAUCUAAAGGAUCUGCAUGCUGCUAUAAAGCUCUGUGAACCUUCUCUGGUUGCUGCUGAUUCACCCCAGUAUAUUAAAUUAGGACCAAAGCAGGAGGUUUGUGUGACCCUUUUAUUACUGUUUUUUAUGCUUAACUUUUAAUUAUGUGAGCACAUGAUAACUUAUAAUGGAAUAGAA
Humulus lupulus (European hop) is the source of this 348-nucleotide messenger RNA. Its product is annotated as beta-galactosidase 9-like. Gene Ontology annotation, cellular component: cell wall; vacuole. The transcript is spliced from 2 exons. Gene Ontology annotation, biological process: carbohydrate metabolic process. The coding region runs from base 16 to 312 and encodes 98 amino acids. The record is from RefSeq and is a predicted model, not a curated record. Gene Ontology annotation, molecular function: beta-galactosidase activity. NCBI's taxonomy places the organism in Eukaryota, Viridiplantae, Streptophyta, Magnoliopsida, Rosales, Cannabaceae.